UCUAUCUCCUCUGGUUUUUUUUUUUUUUUCCUGAAAAGUUCUAAAUCGCAACAACAACACUUAUCUCAAGUAUCGAAUCCUAAACCUCAAGAUUAGGGCAAAGCCCUCUGCAUUGUUCCUUGCUUGUUAGCACUAAAAGGUUCAGCUUAGUAACCGAAUAUUUGCUAAAGUUAACAGUGCACAGAGACUUUCUAUAGUUUCUCUUCGCUAUUCCGCGGUCUCUACCUCGCGUUCUCUAGCUAGCUGGCUCCCUACUUCCGCUGUUUUCUAAUUUAUUUAUUUUUCCUUCCUAUGAUCCUGCCGACACUGUUAAUUGCAUGGCUUGAGAGAAGAGAAGGAAGGUGAGAGAGAGUGUUCCACAUGGAAACCGCAAUGUUUGUGAUCUCUUCUCUUCUCUUUCUGUCAGCUAACUCUGUCCAAUCUACUACGAACCCUUCAGAUGUUGAAGUUCUUGUGUUGCUUUAUAGCACUUUGAACAGCCCUCCUCAGCUUACUGGAUGGAAAUCAAUCGGAGGUGAUCCGUGUGAAGAAUCAUGGAGAGGGAUCUCCUGCUCUGGCUCAGAUGUUAUUUCCAUCGAGCUUGCAGGUUUGGGACUUGGUGGCACUCUUGGAUACCUCCUCUCCAAUCUCUUAUCCUUGAAGACAUUGGAUGUGAGCAACAAUAAUAUACGCGAAUAUAUCCCUUUUCAACUACCUCCAAAUCUUACUUACUUGAAUCUUGCCAGCAACAAUUUUAGUGGAAAUCUUCCCUACUCAAUAGCUAGCAUGCUUUCCCUUGUUUACAUGAAUGUUAGCCAUAAUUUGUUGUCACAAUCGAUUGGAGAUUUGUUUUCCUUUCUUCAAAAUCUCUCUGACUUAGACCUUUCCUUCAAUAGCUUAAGCGGAGAUCUUCCAAAUUCUUUGGGUUUGCUAUCAAACCUUUCUAGUCUUUGUUUGCAAAAUAAUCAGCUGACUGGUUCAGUAAAUGUUCUUUCCAAUCUUGAUUUAAAUAAUUUAGACAUUGCAAAUAACCACUUCACUGGAUGGCUACCCCAGGCUUUCCAUAAAAUUCGGAACCUCAGAAUUGAAGGAAAUUCCUUCGAGAAUGUUCCUGCUCCUCCACCACCUCCCUAUACCUCACCACCUCCUCUUGUGUCACAUAAUCAUCACAAUCAUACUGAAGCACCAGCAAAUGCACCAAAAGGUCAUUAUGGCCAGAAUGCGAAUUCUGGCAGAGGUAGUAGCAGUAGUAACACCAAAAGUUUGGCAGCAGGUGCGUUAACUGGCAUAGUUGCUGGUUCAGUUGCCUUUGCUUCAUGUGCAGUACUUGUUACUCUAUUCUUCCUUUAUAAGUCUAAGAAGAAGGGUAAUGAGAACCAAAAUAAGUUAAGGCACCUUGUGGGAUCUCCUCCUGUUGGUGCAAAUAAAGGAGAAUGGCAUCAAUUUUCAGAUUAUAUUUCUUCACAUGUACCAACAGAGUGGAAUUUUCGAACCAAAGAACCUGCAUCUUCUAAUGGACAAUCAAGUUCUGUUCAACAAUCUCUUGUGAAUAAAGGGCUUGGAGAUCAUAAACUCAGAAGCUCUCCCUCUUCAACACAAUCGAAGCCACCACCUUCUGAUAAAAUGUCGACCGGAAAGAGUGGAUCUGCUAGGAUACCAAGAGUACCGAUCACUGCAGCUUAUUAUAGUGUUGCUUCCCUUCAGACUGCAACAAACAGCUUUAGCCAGGAAUACCUUAUUGGCGAAGGUUCUCUUGGUCGUGUUUAUAGGGCAGAAUUUUCCAAUGCAAAGAUUUUUGCUGUCAAGAAGCUGGAUAGUGCAGCAUUGUUCUUGCGAGACGAAGAAGAAUUUCUUGAGGCUGUUUCGAACAUAUCACAUUUGAGACACCCCAACAUCACAGCUCUAGUUGGAUAUUGUGCUGAACACGGUCAACACCUUUUGGUGUAUGAACACAUUUCAAAUGGAGCAUUGCAUGACAUGCUGCAUUUCUCUGAUGAUAGCAGAACUCUUAGCUGGAAUGUUCGUGUAAAAGUUGCACUUGGCACUGCCAGAGCUCUAGAGUACCUGCAUGAAGUAUGCUCACCAUCUGUUGUACAUAAAAGUUUGAAAUCUGCAAACAUUUUACUGGAUGAAGAUCUCAAUCCACACUUAUCAGACUGUGGACUAGCAGCAUUAACUCACAAUACUGAAAGACAGCUUUCGACGGAGAUGAUGCCUUCAUUCGGUUAUAGUGCUCCUGAAUUUGCAAUGUCUGGAGUUUACACUAUAAAGAGUGAUGUUUAUAGCUUUGGUGUGGUGAUGUUAGAGCUAUUAACUGGUCGAAAACCACUGGACAGUGCUAGAGUUAGAUCUGAGCAGUCUCUGGUAAGAUGGGCUACACCGCAACUUCAUGACAUCGACGCUUUGGCGAAAAUGGUUGAUCCUGCUCUCAAUGGAAUAUAUCCGGCGAAGUCACUCUCUCGCUUUGCUGAUAUCAUUGCUUUGUGUGUUCAGCCUGAACCCGAAUUCCGACCGCCGAUGUCUGAAGUUGUUCAAGCUUUGGUCCGGCUCAUGCAGAGAACAAGUUUGGUCAGGAGGAGCUCAACUGAUGAGUUGGGAUUCUCAUACAGGAUUCCAGAGCAUGAAGCCACUUCUGAUAUGUUCUUGUAGGGAAUUUUAUGGUUUUGAAGUACACAUAUGCGAAUAAAGGAAGCACUGCCUCAUUGCAUUCCUGCCCCAAGGAUCAAUUGCAGUAUUCCUGAUACUAUAAAUCUGCACCAUCUGAUAUGAAGAGUUCAGCUAUUAACCCAUUCUGUAAAAGCUUUUCAUUUUCUGUUUUCAUUAGAGAUUAAUUCGUCUGUACUACAGAUGCCUAUAUAUAUUAAUAUUUUUGAAUGAA
Dendrobium catenatum is the source of this 2857-nucleotide messenger RNA. Its product is annotated as protein STRUBBELIG-RECEPTOR FAMILY 8. Gene Ontology annotation, biological process: protein phosphorylation. Gene Ontology annotation, molecular function: ATP binding; protein binding; protein kinase activity. The record is from RefSeq and is a predicted model, not a curated record. The transcript is spliced from 17 exons. Lineage: Eukaryota; Viridiplantae; Streptophyta; Magnoliopsida; Asparagales; Orchidaceae. The coding region runs from base 361 to 2628 and encodes 755 amino acids.